Molecule: messenger RNA, 1916 nt
Organism: Odocoileus virginianus texanus
Lineage: Eukaryota; Metazoa; Chordata; Mammalia; Artiodactyla; Cervidae
Gene: ARSJ
Product: arylsulfatase family member J
Source: RefSeq, a predicted model, not a curated record
CGUUGCUCUGCUUUGGAGUCUCAGCUGGGACCAGAGUGAAUGGCCCCCAGGGGCUGCGCGGGGCCUCAGCCUCCGCCACCUUCUCCACAGACCUGGGUCUGGCCCAGAAAGAUGCUAGCCAUGGGGGCGCUGGCAGGCUUCUGGGUUCUCAGCCUCCUCACUUACGGUUACCUGUCCUGGGGCCAGGGCUUGGAGGAGGAGGAAGAAGGGGCUUUGCGAGCUCAAACUGGAGAGAGACUGGAGCCCAGCGUAACCGCCGUGUCCCAGCCCCAUCUCAUUUUCAUCCUAGCGGAUGAUCAGGGAUUUAGAGAUGUGGGUUACCAUGGAUCAGAGAUAAAGACUCCCACUCUUGACAAGCUUGCUGCCGAAGGAGUUAAACUGGAGAACUACUAUGUCCAGCCUAUUUGCACACCGUCCAGGAGUCAGUUUAUUACUGGAAAGUAUCAGAUACACACCGGACUUCAACAUUCUAUCAUAAGACCUACCCAGCCCAACUGCUUACCUCUGGACAAUGCAACCCUACCUCAGAAACUGAAGGAGGUUGGAUACUCAACACAUAUGGUUGGAAAAUGGCACUUGGGUUUUUAUAGAAAAGAAUGUAUGCCCACCAAGAGAGGAUUUGAUACCUUUUUUGGUUCCCUCUUGGGAAGUGGCGAUUACUAUACACACUACAAAUGUGACAGUCCUGGGAUGUGUGGCUAUGACUUGUAUGAAAAUGACAAUGCUGCCUGGGACUAUGACAACGGCAUAUACUCCACACAGAUGUACACUCAGAGAGUGCAGCAAAUCUUAGCUUCCCAUGACCCCAGAAAGCCUAUAUUUUUAUACAUUGCCUACCAAGCUGUGCACUCUCCACUGCAAGCCCCUGGGAGGUAUUUUGAACACUACAGGUCCAUUGUCAACAUAAACCGACGCAGGUAUGCUGCCAUGCUCUCCUGCUUAGACGAAGCAAUUAAUAACGUGACCCUGGCUCUCAAGACAUACGGUUUCUACAACAACAGCAUUAUCAUAUACUCUUCAGAUAACGGUGGUCAGCCCACAGCAGGAGGAAGCAACUGGCCCCUCAGAGGGAGCAAAGGAACCUAUUGGGAGGGAGGGAUCCGGGCUGUUGGCUUCGUGCACAGCCCACUCCUGAAGAACAAGGGCAGCGUGUGUAAGGAGCUCGUGCACAUCACCGACUGGUACCCCACUCUGAUUUCACUGGCUGAGGGGCAGAUCGACGAGAGCAUUCAGCUGGAUGGCUAUGACGUCUGGGAGACCAUAAGCGAAGGCCUUCGUUCUCCCCGGGUAGAUAUUUUGCACAACAUCGACCCCAUUUAUACCAAGGCGAAGAACGGCUCUUGGGCUGCAGGCUAUGGGAUCUGGAACACGGCCAUUCAGUCUGCGAUCAGGGUGCAGCACUGGAAGCUGCUCACCGGGAACCCGGGGUACAGUGACUGGGUGCCCCCUCAGUCCUUCAGCAACCUGGGCCCGAACCGGUGGCACAACGAGCGCAUUACCUUGUCAACGGGCAAGAGCGUGUGGCUGUUCAACAUCACAGCUGACCCCUACGAGAGAGUGGACCUUUCCAGCCGGUAUCCCGGGAUCGUAAAGCAGCUCCUCCGGAGGCUCUCCCAGUUCAACAAAACCGCGGUGCCGGUAAGGUACCCCCCCAAAGACCCCAGAAGCAACCCUCGGCUCAAUGGGGGAGUGUGGGGGCCGUGGUAUAAAGAGGAAAGCAAGCAACGGAAGCCGAGCACAAAGAAGGCCGAGAAAAAGCAGAGGAAAAGUAAGACGAAGAAGAAACAGCAGAAGGAGCGCUCCUUUCCAAACUGCCAUUCAGGGAUUUCUCGUGGAUAAGUACAAAUUUUUUUCCUGUCUUCAGUUCAGUUCAGUCGCUCAGUCGUGUCCGACUCUUUGCGACCCCAUGAAUCGCA